Messenger RNA from Eurypyga helias (sunbittern), 2280 nucleotides. It is a transcript of the gene PLEKHM3, whose product is annotated as pleckstrin homology domain containing, family M, member 3. NCBI's taxonomy places the organism in Eukaryota, Metazoa, Chordata, Aves, Eurypygiformes, Eurypygidae. The transcript has 7 exons. Bases 1 to 2280 code for a protein of 759 amino acids. The record is from RefSeq and is a predicted model, not a curated record.
AUGGAGGCUCUUGAAGUUGAUGACAUUAGCCCUGCCUUGGAAGUGACUGAAGACUUUUUCAAUAGUUUUGAUGCUAAGCUUGAAAAGAUCGUGCAGCCCUCUGAGGUGUACAGUGUACAGGAGGUCCCCGAACUGGUUGGGCACGAGGUAUUUGAUCAGAUAACAGAGAGCAGGAACCUGAGGAACGUUGCCUCCUUAGCCAAAAGUACCCUCAUCUGGGAUCACUGCAAAAAUGGCCUCUUGGAAACCAAAGCUCAGACAGCAUUCCCUGCCAAAGACCAGCGCGUGGUGCAGAGGGGAACAGCUGCUGACAACCUUGCUUGGGCAGGGGAAGGGGAGACCGCAGCUUUUAACAUCUUCAGUAUUUGCCAGCGGAGGAGAGACAGGCCUCGCUCAGUGAAUGACAUCCUGGUGCAGAAUGAGGAAACCUCCACAUUCAAGCCAGGACACAACCGCUCACGCUCCGACAUCAGCCAUGUAAACUGGGGAGUGGUCUUCACGGGCACGUCCCUGCAGCAGCCACCUGCGCCUGGUCAGGACAAUAACUGUGCUCUGCUCUCUUACCUGGCACUCACCAAGGGAGAGGACAUCCAAGGAAACACAGAACACAAGCCAAUGUUCCCAAAUAUUCUGAAGAAGGGAUACUUAGAAAUCAGAAGAGACAAUGACAGCUACUGGCAAACCUGUUAUGCUGAGCUCUCUCCGUAUAAACUGUACCUGUAUUGCUUGGACAGCAGUGGCAACCAGACUCUCCCCACCGUGUAUCCACUCAUGCAUUUUCAGAGAGUCACAGUUACUGGUUGCAUUGAAACCAAGGUGGUGGACGCUGUCCUGUCAGACAACUCUCAGCUACAGCUGAAGGCCGAGUCCUCAUGGGAGGCUUUGGACUGGGGACAGAAACUCUGGGAAGGAGUGCGUGCUUCUGUGCCUGCUUUCACGAGACAGCAGGAGAAACUGGAGAACGUGCCAAAGCCUGAAAAUAACAGUGACCUUUCUCAAACUAAUGGAUUGUUGGAGAAGCCAAUGGAGCUCUUCCUAUCCAUGAAUUUGACUGAAAACACUAAAGAGUACCAAAAUAUUCUCAAAUCAGGGACUCUUUACAGGUUAACUGUCCAGAACAACUGGAAGGCAUUUACUUUUGUCUUGAACAGAUCUUAUCUCAUGGCAUUCCAACCGGGUAGGCUUGAUGAAGAUCCCCUGCUGAGCUACAAAGUCGAUGUGUGCCUGUCUGUCCAGACAGAUACUCAGGAUGGCUGUGACUCUUGCUUUCAGGUCAUUUUUCCUCAAGAUGUCCUCCGCCUGCGUGCAGAGACCCGUCAGAGAGCCCAGGAGUGGAUGGAGGCACUGAGAGCAGCAGCCAAUGCUACUCGCAGUUUAACUCAGAACCCACAGGUCACACUUAGGAACAAGCCUGGAGAUCGGCCCUUUGGAAAUGAUCUUAGGAAGAGCAAGCGCCAGUCUGUGACCACCAGCUUCCUGAGCAUCCUGACCACGCUGUCUCUAGAGAGAGGGCUCACAGUUCAGAGCUUCAAGUGUGCAGGCUGUCAGCGCUCCAUAGGCUUGUCCAGUGGGAAAGCCAAGGUGUGCAGCUACAGCGGAUGGUAUUACUGCAGCACCUGCCACGUGGAUGACUGCUUCCUCAUCCCUGCACGGCUGGUUCAUAACUGGGACACUUCCAAAUACAAGGUAUCGAAGCAAGCCAAAGAGUUCCUGGAAUAUGUUUAUGAGGAGCCAUUGAUUGAUAUCCAGCAGGAAAAUCCUAUGUUGUACAAGCACGUUGAAUCUCUGGCAACUGUUGUCCGCCUGAGACAGCAGCUAAAGUCUCUCCGAGCCUAUUUGUUCAGCUGCAGAGCAGCAGUGGCUGAAGAUCUGCGUAGAAGGAUCUUUCCUAGAGAGUAUCUUCUCCAGCAAAUCCAUCUUUAUUCUCUCGCAGACCUUCAGCAGGUUAUUGAAGGAAAGCUGGCUCCUUUCUUGGGGAAGGUGAUAAAGUUUGCCACCUCUCAUGUGUACAGCUGCAGCCUUUGUAGUCAAAAGGGUUUCAUCUGUGAGAUUUGCAACAAUGGAGAAAUCCUUUACCCCUUCGAGGACAUUUCUACAAGCAGGUGUGAAAGCUGUGGUGCUGUCUUCCACUCUGAAUGCAAAGUGAAGGCUGUACCAUGCCCCAGGUGUGUGCGUAAAGAAUUGCAGAAGAAGCAGAAAUCCUUCUGGAGGCGACUAAAUAUGGAUGAAAACUUCGAAGAGUCUUGCAACAUGUUUGAGUUGUCAUAUCAGAACACAUGA